Molecule: messenger RNA, 1559 nt
Organism: Asparagus officinalis (garden asparagus)
Lineage: Eukaryota; Viridiplantae; Streptophyta; Magnoliopsida; Asparagales; Asparagaceae
Product: glyceraldehyde-3-phosphate dehydrogenase GAPA1, chloroplastic-like
Biological process (GO): glucose metabolic process
Cellular component (GO): chloroplast; apoplast
Molecular function (GO): glyceraldehyde-3-phosphate dehydrogenase (NAD+) (phosphorylating) activity; NAD binding
Source: RefSeq, a predicted model, not a curated record
GUACGAGUCAACCAGCUUCGUCUCAAGCUGAUGGAGCGCUACUCAUUGCCAGCCAUACGUUCAAAGAUUGCCUAAUCCAAAAUCUCAUCCUCUGCUCGAUCGCAUCCUCUCCUCUCAAUCCUCACUCCCUCCACUCACCACAAAAACCCCUGCACUCCUCUCUCUUAAAGUUUCCCAAAACUCCCUCUCCUUCUACGAUCAUCUCCCCUCCGCCGCUUCACAUCAAUACAUUUUCCAUGGCCUCGGCUACGCUCUCGGUAGCCAAUGCCUCCCUUCAGAAGGGAUUCUCAGACUUCUCGGGGCUGAAGGGUUCGUCACUUCCUUUCUCGAAGAAGGCUGCGUCUCCUGACGACUUCCUCUCGGUUGUCGCCUUCAAGACCUCGGCUGUUGGCAGCAGCGGCGGGUACAGGAAGGGAGUAACACAGGCCAAGAAUAAACGGUGGCCAUCAACGCUCGGCCGAAUCGCCGCCAACUUCCUCCGCUGCUGGCACGGCCGGGAGAACUCCCCGCUCGACGUCAUCGCCAUCAAUGACACCGGAGGCGUUAAGCAGGCCUCCCACCUCCUAAAGUACGACUCCACCCUCGGCAUCUUCGACGCCGACGUCAAGCCCGCCAGCGACACCUCCAUAGCUGUUGACGGCAAGGUUAUUCAGGUCGUUUCCAACCGUAACCCUGCCAACCUCCCCUGGAAGGAAUUGGGAAUUGACUUGGUUAUUGAGGGAACCGGAGUGUUUGUAGACAGUGAAGGAGCAGGCAAACACAUCCAAGCUGGAGCUAAGAAGGUCCUCAUCACCGCACCGGGCAAGGGCGACAUCCCGACCUAUGUGGUGGGUGUCAACGCCGACGCCUACAACCCUGACGAGCCCAUCAUCAGCAACGCUUCUUGCACAACCAACUGCCUCGCGCCGUUCGUUAAGGUCCUCGAUCAGAAAUUCGGCAUCAUCAAGGGCACCAUGACAACCACCCACUCCUAAGCCGCCCUCAACAUCGUCCCCACCUCGACCGGCGCCGCCAAGGCUGUGGCCCUCGUCCUCCCCUCCCUCAAGGGCAAGCUCAACGGCAUAGCCCUCCGCGUCCCCACCCCCAACGUGUCAGUUGUAGACCUCGUCAUCCAAGUCUCCAAGAAAACAUUCGCCGAGGAAGUCAAUGCUGCCUUCAGAGAGAGCGCCGACAAUGAGCUGAAGGGGAUCCUCUCCGUCUGCGAUGAGCCGUUGGUGUCGGUGGACUUCCGGUGCACCGACGUGUCGUCGACCGUCGACUCGUCGUUGACGAUGGUGAUGGGGGAUGACAUGGUGAAGGUGAUUGCAUGGUAUGAUAAUGAGUGGGGUUACUCGCAGAGGGUGGUUGAUUUGGCUGAUAUUGUUGCUAACAACUGGAAGUGAGGCUCUACAUUGAAGUAUUCUUGUGAAUGAAUUUUAUGAAUUUUUGUUGAACCGUUGUAAGGAGAUUUUUAAACCUUUUGAAAUGUAUAUUUCUUUCAAAAUUGUCCAAGAUUGAUGUUUCUUGCCUUCCUUGGGUAAGAUUUGGCCUUCAAAGAGACUAGAAAUUUUUCUACUCAC